GAGUACUGAACAAAUACUCUGGGAUGAGACGAGUGGGUGCGACUUCGGUGAAUCCCCAAGUUUGGAUGAUAAAUCUAAAUAUGCCUGGUGCUCUCAAUUGUGACCAAUAUCCACUAAUGUCUACCCGGGUGAGUUGAUUUACUUACGUUUGAAAUACUAUUACGUUUAUUAUCUCGUUCUGUUCUCAUCGUCUGUAAGCUCGGCACAUAAAGCUCCAUUGCCCUUUGCGAGCUUCUGAUGUCUGCUCUUUCUAUAUCUAUAUCUUAUCUACACAAUUGCCACUAAUCGACUCACUUCACUUACAUCCACAGCCAUGGGCGAAAUUCCUCAACACCAAGAGCAUAUCUUGUGUCUUCUCCCUUUUCCAGAGGACUCCAAAAUUCUGGACAGGUUGAGACAGAAGUACAACGUGGAGAUUACAUACAAACAGAUAUUCUUUGGUGUAGGAAAAGCAUUGGAACUGGCGGAUGUGCCAGAUGAAACCUGGCAUCAUGCAACUAUACUCGUUACACUCUCAUCCUUCCCCCCUUCCGCCGAGAAAGCUAAGAAUCUCAAACUCAUCCAUCUUUUCAGCGCUGGCACAGACAGGUUGAGCAACACUCCGAUCUGGAAAGACACCAAAAUCCCAAUUACAAACUCAUCCGGUGUGCAUGGACCGCAGAUAUCAGAAUGGGUUAUCAUGCAGAUUUUGAGCCAUUCACAUAAGGAGAAGCUAUUGAUUGAAUGGCAGAAGGAACAUGUUUGGGGAGAUUACAAACGAUUGGGUGCAAUGAGAGAUUGUGUGGGUCAAAGAUUGGGUGUUCUUGGGUAUGGAGCCAUUGGAAGACAAGCUGCGAGAAUCAGUAAAGCCAUGGGAAUGGAUGUUAUAGCAUAUACGGCAUCGCCUCGCACAACUCCUGAGUCUAGAAAAGACGAGGGUAAAUAUAUCGUCCCCAAUACUGGCGAUCCAGAUGGCACACUUCCGUCUGCCUGGUACUCCGGGCUCGACAAGGAGAGUCUGCACAACUUCCUUAAACAGGAUAUCGAUAUCCUCCUAAUUGCCGUUCCCCUAACGCCACAAACUCAUCACUUCCUGUCCGCAGCCGAAUUCGAAAUACUGGGUUCCAAAACAAACGCCUUUAUCAUCAAUAUUGCCCGGGGUGGUAUUAUUAAUCAAGACGAUUUGAUCACAUAUCUGAAGAAGCCCUUAAGUGAGGGAGGUUUAAGGGGAGCUGCAUUGGAUGUUACGGACCCAGAACCUUUACCUCAAGAUAGUGAGUUGUGGACCUUGGAAAAUGUGGCCAUUACACCUCACGUCAGUGGGCUUGGGACGACGUAUGCGGAGAGGAGUUUCGCAAUUUUGGAUGCGAAUUUGGAUAAUAUAGAAAAGGGGAGGAAUCUUAUUAAUUUAGUGGAUAGGAAAAAGGGGUAUUAGGCGUGCUGUGAAUAGUGGGGAUGUUAGAUAUUAAAAAACGCUAGAAAUAGAAUCAUCAUAUGACUUGCA
This is a messenger RNA of Botrytis cinerea B05.10, 1483 nucleotides long. RefSeq lists its product as hypothetical. The transcript is spliced from 2 exons. The record is from RefSeq and is a predicted model, not a curated record. The coding region runs from base 314 to 1414 and encodes 366 amino acids. Gene Ontology annotation, molecular function: NAD binding. NCBI's taxonomy places the organism in Eukaryota, Fungi, Ascomycota, Leotiomycetes, Helotiales, Sclerotiniaceae.